AUGGCUCAGCCUUCGACCCCGUCAUCAUUUAGCCAGUCCCUCUUCGGUGGCCCGUCAGCGCCGUCCUCUGUCGCCCUCCUUGCGCAAGCACCUCAGCCGCCUCAAGCAGACUCAUACACCCCGACAGUUUCGAAUGCACUGACGCCCGCCUCCACUGCGUCCUCCAACAACACCUUCGUCAUGCCGAACUCGCCAAUGAAGAACAGAGCUACGAUAGACGGCAGCUACCGCCCCAAAGUUACGAGAACACUAGGCCAACGACCAGCAUGUCUGGUCAAUGCCUCGGUGACCUACUGCGGGAACAACCACAUCUAUGCCUUUGGGGGGUUUGACCAAUAUACGGACGAAGUGUACAACCAUGUGCUCAAGUUGGAUCUGAUAAGCCAUCAGUGGAGUCUGGUCGACAACUAUGGGGAUAUUCCGGGCGUGAGAAUGGGUCACACUGCGACCUUGUAUCAAGGCGACAAACUUCUAGUGUUUGGCGGUGAAAACGAGCACAGGACAUAUCUGUCAGAUCUCAUCGUCUUCAACCUCAAGACGGCACAUUGGACCCAACCGCAAGUUAGUGGGCCGGUUCCCAAAGGCCGUGCAAGGCAUGCCGCCGUGCUCCACGAGGACAAGCUUUUUAUCGUUGGCGGCAUUACGGGACAUGAUAACUAUGUCCUGGAUGAUAUUUGCUACCUGGAUCUCAAGACUUAUACAUGGUCCAAGUCUUGGCGGUUUGUAGGCAGGUUUGACCAUUCUGCGUAUAUCUGGGGUGAUCGAGUAUGGGUGUUCGGAGGCCUCAGUGAGGACAUGGACAAAAUUGGCGAUCUGUGGUGGCUCGACUUAAAGGGAAGUCCGGCCUUUGAAUCCCCGCCUCAUAUGGGCACAUCAGACCGUCACCCUACCACGAACCGUGCCAGCGAUUCUCCACGUCAGCCGUAUUCGAUGGGCGGAACAGGGGUAAUUGGGGCAUCGGGGUAUGCCGCAAACUCACGUACAGCGCAGGUCAACACCCCCUCUUUCCAGUUGAAGACAUACGCGCCAAUGGCACCGGGGGCCAUAUCAGCACUCAAGUUCGUUUCAGGCCCCAAUGUUCCUUCGCAAGGCUCGGGCUACCAUUUCCACUUGUACUCGUCGGGAACUCUUCUCGAUUUUGUGACACCAGCGGCUACCAUCACCUCGAAAGAAUGCUCAUUAUCGGCGCUGGACCUCGCAAAUUUGCGAUGGCAAAAGCUUGCGGAAGGACGCGAGAUCUUCAAGCAUGGAUAUCGUUGGCAUUAUUGCACUAUGAACGAGGAUGGCACCAAAGCCUGGCUGCUAGGUUGCCCAAAAGAGGGAAACGAGGGGCCCAAUGACUACGAAGAGUACUUGAGUGACAUUAUGGAGGUUGAUCUUCGUCGUUUCGGAUUCCUUGGAAACAACGCUGUGGAAGCUCGACCUGAGUCUUCAAGGCCGUCGUUCCACCGAAUUCAAGAGCAGCCGUCCAAAGGGUUGGGACUUGACCUUGCCAAGUUAUUUAACCAGCCUCCGGAAUCGGGCAGCGGAACAGACUUUGUCAUCACCGCGCUUGUCGGUGAUUACGAAGACGAGGAUAUGAUGAGCUCUGGUGUCAUUCGUGCGGGCGGCGAACUUGCCCCAGAUCAAAACUGGCUUGCCCCUGAUGCGCCCACUUCUUCGCCCAUCCACGUCCACAAGCUCAUUUUGCAGGCUCGAUGGCCGCAUUUCGCUCGACUAUACAAUGCCCAGAUGGCGGAGUUCCAUACCAAGAAGAUGCACAUACCAGAGCCAUACAGCGUCGUAAAGGCGUUUCUCUAUUACCUCUACACAGACAGUAUACACGCAGACGACGGGGUGACGGAUCUGUCGGACGUUGCGGGCCUGCUCGUUAUGUCCAACAUCUACAACAUCCCUCACCUGCGUCUCCUCUGCGUAAAUCGGCUUUCAAAAGAGCUCGAUGUCGUCCAUGCAUGCAUCAUCUGGUACUGUGCCGGACUUGCGAACGAGGAAUGGCUAAGGAAGCGGGCAGCUUCUUUCUGCCUCACUAACUGGGGUCGCAUUGUGCGCACUCCUGGCUUCCUACGAUUACCAAGAAGUGCGCUCGUGGAGUUAUCCCAAGAGAUUGAUACAGAAGGUCGCGUGAUUGGUGGAGAGGAACUUGAAUACGUCGAUGGCAUGCAUGGCAACCGCUAUGAUAACUGCAGCAUAUCUCGAAAGGAUAGCAUCAGUAGUGACCGCACACAAGCGCUUCCAUCAGACAUGGACGACUCCGAAGGCAUGGACCUUGCUUGA
Molecule: messenger RNA, 2274 nt
Organism: Pseudomassariella vexata
Lineage: Eukaryota; Fungi; Ascomycota; Sordariomycetes; Amphisphaeriales; Pseudomassariaceae
Exons: 2
Coding region: 1-2274 (757 amino acids)
Molecular function (GO): protein binding
Source: RefSeq, a predicted model, not a curated record